This is a messenger RNA of Anthostomella pinea, 2394 nucleotides long. NCBI's taxonomy places the organism in Eukaryota, Fungi, Ascomycota, Sordariomycetes, Xylariales, Xylariaceae. The record is from the annotation of a GenBank genome assembly.
AUGGCAUUACGAUAUACAGCUGACGCGCUGAUUCAUUUGCGCGAGUCGCCGCUGUGUGCCAAGCCUAAUGCGCUUCCACCUGCGGAAGAAUGGAUGGGACCGCCGCCUGAAAAUUUCCGCAACAGCUCAGGAAACAAGACCGGCGCCGACAGGAACCGAAACAAUGAUACCAGUCUGCUUGAACAGACAAACCGCCGCCCAGGAGUCGACAGACAUCUGUCUCGAAACAAUGCGAACCCGGAGGAUAUAAUCCUUGGGCCUCCGCGCACGACAUUCAACUCGGCCACCCUUUCGAGAACCAACAAGACUUUCGAGAAUGAUAAAGCUUUGAAGGACAUGGAUCCCCGGGAGCGCUUUACUUUCCGUAAUCGCAAUGGGGAGGCCGAGAGCGGAGAGCGCUUUCGUGAGAAGGAUCGCGAUGGCAGGAACAACUUCCGCCGUCGGGGCGAUGGCGACCAAGAUAGCGAGGGUUGGAGCACUGUGAAGCCUCGCAAGAGCUUUGGUCAUGAGGGUGCAGAGCGCUUCUCCGGGCGCAUGGGUGAUCGACCGGACCGCUUCGGAGCAGAACGUGCACCGCGCACCCCAGACGAUCGCGAGAACAAUGCUGAGCGACCACGCCGCACCUUUGGCGAAUUCGCCAAAGAACCCAAGGAGGGAGAAGACAGCGAGAAACCUCGCCGAAAUGGUCUGGCUAGGAACCGAUCUGACCAGCCGUGGACGAGGGACAGCAACGAAGCCCCACCGCAGCGCGAGCGAUUUGACAGGUUUAAGAGCUGGAGGGAGAGAGGUGCAGAUGAUAACGCUGAGCCGCAACACGAGAACCCGAGGGAGAGAACAUAUGAACGCAGAUGGGACCGAGACCGAGAUCAUCGUCAAGAGCGUGAUCCGGAAUGGCUCGACGAACCAGCCGAGGAACAUCCUCAGGGGCGUACCGAAGAGGACUUCUUGAAGUUCAUGGCAAACAUGAAGGGCAAGAGCUCUGCAAAAGCUCAGCCGGCCCCGACUUCGAUGUUUGACGGGGCAAAUUCGCAUGAGAAGCUGGAAAUCGAGAAGCCCAAGAUGCAAUCGGUCAGGUCGACGACUGCAGUUGAGCUGGGACAAGACAAGUUCUUUGCUGCAUUUGCUUCGGGUAUGGACGGACCUGGGACACCUGGCGAUGUCGUGAAGGAGAAUGCCGCCCCGGCGCUGAAGCCGAAAUCUGGUUCACGGUUCCAGACGUUCUUCACGUCCCAAGAGGAAACCCGUCGACAUAUUGAAUCCCCAGCACCAGCUCCUGCGGCCCCACCAGCAAGCCAAGUGAACCCCUUAUUGGCAAUGCUCGGAGCACCGCAGCCGCGAGCCGGGUCGCAGGCAGAUUCGUCCGAGAAGGUAGCUUUCCAGGCCUUGCUCCAGAAGCUACAGAAGCAGACAUCCACUGCCUCAACACCUCCUUCCGCGGGUGGUUUUGCGGAACCCCCGCCGAUGCACGAGUACGUACCAAGUAACGCAAUUGCUUCACCUGGUCCAUUCCAUCCAUACGGACAGGAGCGCCGUGACGAACUCCUUGCUCGUGGGCCACCGUCACAGCCCCAAGAGCUUCACACCCCUCGGCCGCAGCAGAAUACACAAUUUGCUGCAAUGCGGCCAGGGCCAGAGCAGCAGAUGUUGCAUGACCUGAUUGGCCAACGUCACCCAAGCCAGAACUCGGGCGCCGGGCGUGUCGACCAACCAUCGAGCCGUAAUAGUAACCAUAACGCUGAGUUCCUCAUGAAGCUGAUGCAGCAGGGUUCGCGAUCAGGACCAGAGCUUCAACGACAUGACCAGCCGGUCAUGAGGAUGCCUCAGCCCUCGCGACCUGCGCAGAUACCCCCAACACCGGACCGAGAGCCUGACUAUCAGCGGGAGCGCGGCGCAUCGCAGCACCAAGGUGGCCGUCCCUCCGGUCUACCGAGCUUUUUCGACGAAGUUCCCAUGCACCAUCGUGAGCAAGAGACUCGUCCACAACAGCCCACCCAAAUCCUACAGCGCCAACAAGGACCUCCGGGCUUGGACCAGAUGCAUCCCAACAACUGGAUGCAGGCUGGUGCGCAGCAGAUGCCUCCGCCUGGCCGCCCCAUGAUUCCCCCUCCUGGUCUUCCUGGCAACCAGCGCAAUGGUCCCAUGCCCGGCGCCUUCCCGCCGAAUUAUCCCAUUCCCGGGUUCCCUCCUCCGGAUGCCAUGGCAGGUCCUCCUCGCAACAUGGCACCGCCUCCUGGUUUCUUUACCGGCGGCCCACCGGGCUUCAUGCCGCCUCCUGGAAUGGGAACUCCCGGUAUGGGCACUCCCGGAAUGGUUGGCUUCCAGGGCCCAGAGCCCCUUGGUUUCUUUGAUGGUCGCGGAAUGCCUCCUCCUGGGGGUCCUUACCGUCGGAACUAA